This is a messenger RNA of Ordospora colligata OC4, 615 nucleotides long. RefSeq lists its product as uncharacterized. NCBI's taxonomy places the organism in Eukaryota, Fungi, Microsporidia, Ordosporidae. Gene Ontology annotation, cellular component: nucleus. Bases 1 to 615 code for a protein of 204 amino acids. The transcript has a single exon. The record is from RefSeq and is a predicted model, not a curated record.
AUGGAGAAAGAUGCAUUUGCAAAAAGGUUUGUGGAUGCAUACAGAAGAAGAAAAGAGCUCCAUAACCUGAGAAGGAUGGCCUGUGAGAGAAUAAACAAAAAGAUGGUUGAUCAACAAGUGCUUCGAAGAGCAAUUGAGAAGAGCAAAGGAAUGAAUACAAGUGAUCUUCAGCAGAGUCAAACUGAACAGGCAGCAAUAUUUGGAACAGGAGCAUACAGAUUGUCACUGAUUGAGAUAGGAAGAUUGCCAACUGAGGAUCCUGAAAGGUUCCAUACGGAGACAGCCAUAUAUCCAAUAGGAUAUGCAUGCAGGAAGAAGUAUCGAGGGCAUGACACAUACAACAAGAGAUCAAGAGACAGGAUUCUUUACAUUUGCAGCGUUGAUGCGGAGAAAGGGCCUGUGAUAACGGCGGAUGACGGAAGGGAGUGGCAUGGCCCUGGGAUGUGGGAGCAGUUUGUGAACAGCAUUGGGAAUGUGGUUGAGUAUAAGAACAUGGAGGAGUUUUUUGGAUUCAUAAAUCCUAUGCUAGCCAAGAAAAUUGAAUCUCUUGGAGAUGUCUCGAUUUGUAAAAGAUAUAUUCCAUGGAAUAAGAGGGCCAAGCUAUCAAGCAUGUAG